Molecule: messenger RNA, 2421 nt
Organism: Aspergillus alliaceus
Lineage: Eukaryota; Fungi; Ascomycota; Eurotiomycetes; Eurotiales; Aspergillaceae
Product: putative RNA splicing factor (Pad-1)
Exons: 6
Coding region: 292-1995 (567 amino acids)
Biological process (GO): mRNA processing
Cellular component (GO): nucleus
Molecular function (GO): RNA binding
Source: RefSeq, a predicted model, not a curated record
AGUUUUGACUUGCGAAAAUACAGUUUAUUGCCAUCUGGCUCAUUCAGAAAUUGAAGUCGGAGGCAACGCCAAGGAAUACCACGUGAUGUUGGCCGCUUUUCAUUUCCACCCAAUCUUUCCCAUUCUCCCAUACCACUUCUAUGACUCUUGACUUUAAAUAACUCACUUCUCUUGAAAUAUCUGUCACAUUCUUGCAGUGAUAAUAUCUAUAAUUUAAGAACAGAGACACUCUGUGAAGGACUAGGCUGUGAAAAAAAACAGAAGGGGGAAGGUUAUCAACGUAUCGUCAAUAUGUCAGGUCUCGAUGUCGAGGCUCUACUUGAGUCUACAGCCGCCGCAGUACCCCAAGAUGCCCGACAGUCCCAGGAACGCGAUGACCGCUCCAAAGCCGACAGUAGUGACCGACGUGACCGUGACCGCUCGCGUGACAGGGAUCGUAGACGUCGGGACCGUAGCCGGGACCGACGUCGUGAUGCUGAUGGAGAUGAAGACAUGAAGAGUCCGAAAAGCGAACACGGCAGUGCUAACGGAAGCCAUAGAAGCAGAAAGAGGAGCAGGAGCCGUGAGAGUGAUCGCCGUCGGGCGCGUCGUGACCGCAAUGGUGAUGGCUACCGGUCUGGCGGAGACUAUUACCGUGGAGGCGGGCGGGCCCGCACUCGAUCUCGAUCCCCUAAUGAUGACCGCUAUUACCGCCCCUCGGGUCGUGCUCGUCGAGAAGAGAGGGAAGAUGACCGACGCUCUCGCCGCGAACGAGACACUCGCAGACGUAGCCCCAGUCGCGAAAGAACACCGGAGCUCAACGAGGAUGAACGUGAUAGACGCACUAUUUUUGUACAGCAGCUUGCGGCUCGUCUAAGAACAAAGGAAUUGAUUGCUUUCUUCGAGAAAGUUGGACCUGUUAAAGAGGCACAGAUUGUCAAGGAUCGCGUCAGUGGACGGUCUAAAGGUGUCGGUUAUGUUGAAUUCAAGAACGAGGAUUCCGUUGCUCCUGCUAUUCAACUCACAGGACAGAAGCUUCUAGGGAUUCCAAUCAUCGCACAGUUGACUGAAGCGGAAAAGAAUCGUCAGGCUCGCAACCCCGACGCCAGCAGUAGCAACAACCACGCCGCCCCAUUUCACAGGUUGUAUGUGGGUAACAUCCAUUUCAGCAUCACUGAAAAUGACCUCCAGAAUGUUUUUGAGCCGUUCGGCGAGCUCGAGUUUGUCCAGCUUCAAAAGGAUGAAACUGGUAGGAGCAGAGGAUAUGGCUUUGUCCAAUUCCGUGAUCCCAAUCAAGCUCGAGAGGCACUAGAAAAGAUGAACGGGUUUGACCUUGCUGGUCGAGCAAUCCGCGUUGGCCUUGGCAACGAUAAGUUCACCCCUGACUCGAGUGCUCAACGAUUGCAGAGCCAAGGUGCAAACCAACAAAAUUUCCAGGGCUCCUUAUUUUCGGGCCAUGGAGGACGUGGUAUCCAGGCCGGUGGUACUAGUAACUUCGACCGUGCCGGAGGCCGGGAUUCUGAGAAAGGAGCUGGUGCUAGUGCUUUGGAUGAUACAGAUGUCGCCGGUGUAAACUUCAACAACUACAGUAGGGACGCAUUGAUGAGGAAACUUGCAAGAACAGAUGAACCCUCUGAGCCGUCCGCCGACGAUAAGCAGAAAGUGCUCCGGCCUAAAACGGAAACCAAGCCAUUACCUGUCAAUGUGAACAUGGCGAGUCGGUGUGUUAUGCUUCGCAACAUGUUUGACCCUGCCGAAGAAGAAGGUGAAAUCUGGAUUAAAGAGCUAGAGGAUGACGUCCGCGCUGAGUGCGAAGAAAAAUAUGGCCAUGUUGUUCACAUUGCACUAGAUCCUAACUCGCAGGGUGAUAUAUACCUGAAGUUCGACCGCGUCCAGGGUGGUGAAAACGCCAUUAAAGGUCUGAAUGGACGGUUCUUUGGUGGCAGGCAGAUCACUGCGCAGCCCGUUGUCGACGCUGUUUACAGCAGUUUGUUCUCUCGAACCAAGGCGAUGUAGUGUUUAACUCGUCAACGCCUACAAAAGCUUACAUCUUAGUAGGUAUUCCAUCUAAUAGCGUGAUGUUAGGUGCGACUCCUGGUGACGGGAUCGCCGUCUAUAUCCCCGAACCUUUUAAUUUGCUUCGGCAUGGUAUUUGGCUUUGAUGACACUACCCCUGCCCUGAUGCCACUAGGUCUACUGAAAGACCCCGGGGUCGUACGGACUCUCAAUUCCUCAUGAACGACAUGAGGAGUCGUUAGAUACUCAAUAUAGGCCUUCCAGGUCACUCCCAAAGCGCGUAGUCAGGGAAAUAUCUAUCAUGAAUCCGCCGAGCAUAGUCCACCAGAGCCGGAAACCCCCGAACAGUCCUCUGCAUAUUUGGCGCCCUACAACAAAAAGUAUCAACCGUCAGCAACCAACUCGCAAAGCAUAAUAAUACCAAAA